Messenger RNA from Tribolium castaneum (red flour beetle), 1691 nucleotides. RefSeq names its product ubiquilin-1. The record is from RefSeq and is a predicted model, not a curated record. Gene Ontology annotation, cellular component: cytosol. The transcript has a single exon. Bases 1 to 1536 code for a protein of 511 amino acids. Gene Ontology annotation, molecular function: polyubiquitin modification-dependent protein binding. Gene Ontology annotation, biological process: ubiquitin-dependent protein catabolic process. Lineage: Eukaryota; Metazoa; Arthropoda; Insecta; Coleoptera; Tenebrionidae.
AUGGCAGAUGAAAAUAAUACGCCUCCGGCCAAUCCUGAGGAACCUAGUCAAGAAGCUGAAACGGGGGAAGCAAACGUCAAGAAAAUCAGCAUCACUGUUAAGUCGCAAAAGCAGAAGGAAGUAAUCGAAGUUGAGGAAACGGCAGAUGUUAAAUCGUUCAAGGAGUUGAUUUCCGAGAAAUUUAAUGCGGAGAUUGACCGCCUGAAUCUGAUUUUCGCCGGGAAAAUCCUCAAAGAUGGGGACACUUUAUCCCAGCAUAACAUAAGGGAUGGAUUGACCGUGUACCUGGUGGUCAAAGCGGCCCCCGCGCCGGACUCCACCUCCACGCGGCCCCCAGGUGACGGAGCGCAGUCCCAAACUAGUUUUAAUCCAUUUGGGGGGUUAGUAGGUUUAAGUUCAAUGGGGAUGAACUCCACCAACUUGGUGGAAAUCCAGCAGCGUUUGCAGAGAGAAAUCCAAAAUAACCCGGCGAUACUUCAGUCGUACCUAGACAACCCCCUCACUCAAAGUUUGAUGAACAACCCUGAGCACAUGAGGACGCUAAUCACCAGCAACCCCCAGAUGCAGGAGCUACUAGAACGCAACCCGGAAAUCGGACACAUGCUCAACAACCCUGAGCUCCUGAGACAGACAAUGGAGUUGGCGCGCAACCCCUCCCUGUACCAGGAACUACUGCGAAGCAACGACCGCGCAAUGGCCAACCUGGAGAGCAUCCCCGGGGGGUUCAACGCCCUUCAACAAAUGUACAGAGACAUCCAAGAACCGAUGUUAACAAGCCUCAGCGAGCAGUUCACCCAGAACCCCUUCGCGGGGCUUUCCGAGAGCAACAACAGUACUACCACCCAACCCGACCCCAACACCCGGUCCAUCCCCAACCCCUGGACAAGCCAACCAAACUCUGGCUCUCAGAACCGGUCAGUGGCCAGUGUCAUGCAGCAAAUGCUGGAAAACUCAGAUCUGAUGCAAAACAUGCUCUCAGCCCCCUACAUGCAGGACCUUCUGGCAGCCCUGAGCGCCAACCCCUCCAUGGCCAACACCCUCCUCUCUGAGAACCCCCUCCUAGCUGGGAACCCAGCCUUGCAGGAGCAGAUUCGCAACAUGAUGCCCCAGUUUUUGCAACAGUUGCAGAACCCCAGCAUGCAGAAUGUGCUCUCGAAUCCGCAGGCCCUCAACGCCAUCAUGCAAAUCCAGCAAGGGAUGGAAACGCUGCGACAGACAGCCCCGAAUUUGCUCAACCCGGCCAAUGCCACGUCGGAGACUGUCACCAGCACUACGACCAGCCCCAGCGAGAGCACCCCCAGGGCUGCGCCCGCGGGGGCGCCCCCAAGCGACAAUUUCUCCGAAUUUAUGGCUCGCAUGGUGGCCGGGAUGGCCAACCAGAGGGAGAAUUUGCCCCCAGAACAGCGGUAUCAAGCGCAGUUGGAGCAGCUGACCUCCAUGGGGUUCACCAAUCGCGAGGCGAAUUUGCAAGCGCUGAUUGCCACCUUUGGGGACGUUUCAGCGGCGAUUGAGAGAUUGUUGCUUUCAGUCAGUUGAACUAGUUAGAGGUAUCGGAAUUUUAAAUGUUUUAUUUUAGGACACGUGAAAGGAUUAAUUCGCAUUGGGAUGGAUGAUUUAGUCUAAUUUUGUGUUACUUGAAUGUCUUCAUUAUAUUUAAUAUGAACUUUUUAAUAAAUGCACCCUUAGGCCGA